This is a messenger RNA of Striga hermonthica, 2538 nucleotides long. The record is from the annotation of a GenBank genome assembly. NCBI's taxonomy places the organism in Eukaryota, Viridiplantae, Streptophyta, Magnoliopsida, Lamiales, Orobanchaceae.
AUGGACCUGGUGGCUAGUUGCAAGGACAAAUUGGCGUACUUCCGAAUAAAGGAGCUCAAAGAUGUCCUCACACAGCUAGGUCUUUCAAAGCAGGGAAAGAAACAGGAUCUUGUUGAUCGGAUAUUGGCUGUUCUCUCUGACGAGCGAGUUUUGGGGACGUGGGCUAAGAAGAAUGCUAUUGGAAAGGAGGAAGUGGCAAAGCUAGUUGAUGACACCUACAGAAAAAUGCAGUUUUCUGGGGCAGCGGACUUGGCUUCAAAAUCACAAGCCAUUUCUGAUAGUACAAGUGCAAAACAUAAAGAGGAAGCUGAAGAUUCUUGUCCGGUGGAAAAGAUCCGAUGUGUCUGUGGAAGCACUCUGGCAACUGAUUCAAUGAUCAAGUGUGAAGAUCCUCGGUGUAAUAUUUGGCAGCAUAUGGCAUGUGUGCUGAUUCAUGAAAAAACCAUGGAGGGUGUCUUACCAAACCCACCAGAAAUUUUUUUCUGUGAAAUUUGCAGACUGAGUCGUGCUGACCCAUUUUGGUUGACAGUUGCACAUCCCCUUUAUCCCAUGAAGUUGAAUAUCACAAGUGUUCCUGCAGAUGGCUCAAGUCCUAGUCAGAACAUUGAGAAAACAUUUCAACUCACGCGUGCGGAUAGGGACUUAUUGUCUAAACAAGAAUAUGAUGUUCAGGCGUGGUGCAUGCUUCUUAAUGACAAGGUGACAUUCAGGAUGCAGUGGCCACAAUAUGCCGAUCUACAGAUCAAUGGUGUACCAGUGAGGGCAAUAAACAGACCUGGUUCUCAGUUGUUGGGAGCUAAUGGUCGGGAUGAUGGCCCCGUUAUUACGCCUUUCACCAGAGAUGGAAUUAAUAAGAUCUUCUUAGGAGGAUGUGAUACGCGCAUCUUUUGUGUGGGAGUUAGAAUUGUCAAGAGACGCACUUUGCAGCAGGUUCUUAACAUUAUUCCAAAAGAGUCGGAAGGAGAACUCUUUGAGGAUGCCCUGGCUCGUGUUCGUAGAUGUGUUGGUGGUGGGGCUGCAACAGAAAAUGCUGAUAGUGAUAGUGAUAUUGAAGUUGUUGCUGAUUUCAUUCCUGUCAAUCUUCGCUGUCCGAUGAGUGGUCUAAGAAUGAAGGUGGCUGGAAGAUUUAAGCCGUGUGCACACAUGGGCUGUUUUGAUCUUGACGUGUUUGUGGAAAUGAACCAACGCUCUAGGAAGUGGCAGUGUCCCAUUUGUCUGAAGAACUAUUCUUUGGAGAAGAUUAUCAUAGAUCCCUAUUUUAAUCGAAUCACAUCCAAGAUGCAAAAAUGUGGGGAAGAUGUGGCAGAGAUUGAGGUGAAGCCUGAUGGAUCCUGGCGUGCUAAGGUAGAGGGUGGGGAUCGAAGGGCCCUUGGGGAGCUUGGGCUAUGGCAUUCACCCGAUGGUACCAUCUGUGCACCCACAGAAGCUGAAUCCAAACCCAAACCGGAACUCAAACAGGUCAAACAAGAAGUGGGCUCCAAUAGCCACCCGGGUCUCAAAAUAGAAAUGCGAAAAAAUAAUAACGGCCGCUGGGUUAUCAACAAACCGGAUAACUUGCACGCUGUCUCCCCCACCAAUAGAUCCCAAAUAAAUUUCCAAAACAGCCCGAACGUAAUUCCCAUGAGCAGCAGUGCCACCGGCAGCGGUAGGGACUAUGAGGACGCCAGCGUGAACCAGGAUGCCGGUCCCGCCAUCCUCGACUUCUCUGUGGUCAAUGGGGCCGAGUAUGAAUCCAUUGCCAAUGGAUUCAACGACCGGGCCACACUUAUGCCAGCUGGUGGUGACGCUGAGGUCAUCGUCCUCAGUGACUCAGAUGAAGAAAUCGAGCUGCUGACAUCUUCUGGAGGUGCUGUAUGUAAGAUUGCCGGACCAGAUGUCAGUGGGCCCCAGCUCCCAAGCAUCCCCAAUCAAAUUCCCGAUCCUGACUACGGAAAUCGCACUCUCGGAAAUGGUGGCAAUUCUUGUCUCGGCCUUUUCAAUUCGAACGAGGACGAUUUCGGGAACAUGUGGUCGUUGCCUUGUGGAAGUCAGGGGUUCCAACUGUUUGGAUCUGAUGUGGGCGUUAAUGAUGCCUUGGUCGACAUGCAGCACCAAGGGCCUAUAAACUGCUCAUCGUCAAUGAGUGGUUACACUAUGACUCCCGAGACUGUUAUGGGAUCUUCUGCAGCGCUCCUCCCUGAGCCCACCAGUGGGCUCGGUCAACAUUCUAAGUCGAACGAUGGAUUGGUCGAUAAUCCGUUGGCAUUUGGGGCCAGUGACCCUGCUCUUCAGAUAUUUCUGCCAACGAAGCCGUCAAACGUGUCUGGCCCACAGUUGGAUUCGAGAGGCAAAGAUGUCCCGAACGGUGGGAGUGGUGGUGUUGGCACGGAGGAUUGGAUUUCUCUCAGGCUUGGGGAUGGUGUUGGGGGUCGUCAAGGCGAAUCUGGGUCUGGUAGUCGUGUGGGUGCCGGGCAGUCGGGUGAUGGUGGCUUGGGUACGUUAGCAGACAGUGCAUCAUUAUUGCUUGGAAUGAACGGCGACAGGUCUGACUCGGAGUAA